Messenger RNA from Aphanomyces invadans, 1839 nucleotides. RefSeq lists its product as hypothetical. The transcript has 7 exons. Lineage: Eukaryota; Oomycota; Saprolegniomycetes; Saprolegniales; Verrucalvaceae. Bases 567 to 1517 code for a protein of 316 amino acids. The record is from RefSeq and is a predicted model, not a curated record.
AACUCGGUGAAAAUGGCGACUCCCCCACGAAAGACUAUGCCGCCGACUUGACCACGUGAUCGCUCCAUGCACACCACAGGUCCUCGACAACACAGCAGUCGUUCAGCUCAACGGUGCCCCGAAUCCAGAUCUCUGUGUUGUGCACCAAGCGUUCCAAUCGGCGACGCAGACACUACAUCGUGGCAUGCAUCAUCACAAUGCACAUGGCUGUUAUGAAUCACCAGCUCACUGCCCAGUCCUCUUCGAUAUCAGGUCCACGGCAACCCCACCGUCGCAAAUCCUAACACGAAUUCGCGCGACACAACCAAUCCCAAGACGAACGGACCCAAGCAAUCGCGCAACUGAAUAUGCGUUGUCCCUUCUGCUGCUGAGCGACAGCACAACGGGCAUUACUCCUUGGGGUGAAGUGAUCCGUCCGGUUAUGCGACCGACUUGGCGAGCUUCCCGCCGUCGUAGGUCGCUCAGAAUCAAGUUCGCAUGGCCCGUCAUGGUGGGCAAGUGUAACUGUUCAUGCGUGAUGUGAAACGGUCGCGUCGGUUUCACCCGACGUCACUCUUUUCGUCACGAUGGGCGAUGUCGACGAGGAUGACGGCGGCGGGUGUGCUGCAGAUGGCGCCAUUCGUACUCGAUUGAUGAAUUUACGCAACUUGGAAGCCAUGCAUGCGUUGGAGGAUGAGGUGGAGCGGCUCACGCGGAAGCUCCGUGACAUCGAAACGCGCGACAAAUCCAAGCAGUCGACAGACUCGCACCUGUCGUUUGUGCUGCAGCGCAACCAAGAGCUCGAGCGGAUCGUCGUGUCUUCAUUUCAAGAAGCCGAGGCGGUGCGGGAGGACAUGGGUCGGCUCCAGCGCAAACUCGAUGCAGCCAACAUCAAACGUCAAGCUGUCGAUGAAACGAAUCAGCUGCUUGUCGAGGAUGGACUCGCACACGUCAUAGCCAGGCAGAUCGCCGAAGCCCAUCUCCACGAACGGAUCGAGGAGCUGGAAGCACGGCAUCGAACUGCAGCUCUCGAGCUAAAACGACUAGAGAUUGAAAACCAAGAGCUGAUCCAGCACAUCCAGGCCGAAAAACAGUCAGUGGAUCGAUUGCAACGGCUCGUCAAAAAUAUGCAAGCUCACCAAGACGAACUGACGCAAUCCCUGGCUCAGUCUGAGCUUCAGCUGAGUCAACUCCGGUUCGAGAAGGAACAAGCCAUCGCAGUGGACACGCAAGCAAAGCAUCAGGAUAUCGUGAAUGUCCCAGAAGUCACAUCAGAGUCGCCCACGGGUUGCGCCGUCUGUAAGGACGUGGAAGCGGCGAGAGACAAGCUCAAGCGGCAGCUCGACAACAUGGCUCGGCAACGAGAAAAGCUUGCCAAGCAGUUGCAGCAUGAAAAGGACGAUGGCAACGUUGCCCGAGAGAGCGUCGCCGCCAAAGGCGAGGAAAAUUUGGCCCUCCGAAGCCAGCUUUCGGUGGCCAUCCAGCAAUUGGAGAAGGUCUCAAACGACUUCCCAUGGCAUUCACGGACCCUGCUGUAGAUGCGCCAGUACAUGAAAGAAACCGAAAGCAGCACGUCAUUCGAACGCUACGUCAACUUGAAAGCAGAGAACGUUCUCCUUGUCCAGCAACUCGAACAAGCCAAGUCGCCGCUCAAACCGGGCGGCCCGAUGAGCCCCCGCGUCGAAGGGGACGCCCCCGACGGACCCAGGCGCAAGUCAAGCAAGUCCAAGAAUGUCGUCAUGCCCGUCAUUCAGUCCCCUAGCAACAAUCAGCAACGUCCAGGGUCAUGGUUUCGACUGAAUUGCUAGCCCUGCCCCCUCGUGUACAUAAUCGUAUCUGCGAAUGCUUUGCCAUUGCCUA